AUGUCCUUCCCCUGCCUCGACGCUCAAGAAGAGAAGACCCAGAAGCUACAGCAAAAGUCUAUGGAGUCUGGCCCUGAACCAUCCUAUACGACCGGUGCUCACCAAGAAUUUGUUUCACACGAGCCUUUUCUUACUGAUUGGGGUGGCAGUCUGUCGUCGUUCACUAUUGCUUACGAAACUUGGGGCGAGCUGAAUAAAGACGCUUCAAAUGCGAUAUUGCUGCAUACUGGGCUAUCAGCCUCGUCGCACGCGCACAGUACAGAGAGUAACACAAAACCUGGCUGGUGGGAGAAGUUCAUUGGACCGGGAGAGCAUUUCCCGAUAAAUACUUCAAAAUACUUCGUGAUAUGUACCAAUGUAAUAGGAGGGUGUUAUGGCAGCACGGGGCCAUCAAGUCUUGAUCCAGUGGAUGGACAACGUUAUGCGACACGCUUUCCGAUACUGACUCUUGACGAUAUGGUUCGUGCUCAAGCUCGCUUGCUCGACCACCUCAGUAUAGACAAGCUAUACGCCAGCGUUGGUGCAAGCAUGGGUGGCAUGCAGUCACUUGCCUUUGGUGUGCAAUUUCCCGAUCGUGUUGGCCGGAUAGCUUCGAUAUCGGGCAUUGCAAUGCGACACACACAGCGACAAGCACUGAUGAUGGAUCCACGAUGGAACAGAGGCUUCUAUUACGACUCCGUACCGCCUCACAUGGGCAUGAAGUUGGCAAGAGAAAUAGCCACUGUAACAUACAGAUCCGGUCCAGAGUGGGAGAACCGCUUCGGUCGACGCAGGGCAGAUCCCAGCAAAGCACCAGCUCUAUGUCCUGACUUUUUAAUCGAGACGUAUCUAGACCAUGCAGGUGAGAAAUUCAGCCUCGAAUAUGAUCCCAACUCUCUACUGUACAUCAGUAAAGCUAUGGAUAUGUUCGAUUUAGGUCACGAACACCAAAUUACCACCAAACAGAGACGAAAACAAAACGAGGAUCGACUGUCCCAGGCAAGAGCAGAAUCCAGGCAAGAAGAGGAAUUGAGCUGCAGUCUCACCCUCCCUACCAAGAAUUACGAGGAGAAGAACUCUGUAGCUCCCAUGGACCAGGACCUUUCAGCCCAAACGUCCCGUGCUCCACCAGCAGAUCUUGUCAAAGGUCUUCAGCCACUCGCUGCUCAUCCGACCUUAGUGAUGGGUGUUGCAAGCGAUAUUCUCUUUCCAGCAUGGCAACAGCGCGAGAUCGCGGACACCUUGAGGGCAACGGGUAAUCAGAAAGUUACCCACGUCGAGCUCGGCGAGGAUGUGAGCCAUUUUGGGCACGAUACGUUCUUGCUGGACCUGAAGAAUAUCGGUGGAAAUUUGGGAAGGUUUCUGAACACGAACGAAGCAGCGCUGGGUGGUUCGAGUAGUCUUCUGUUCCGUGCAUGA
This is a messenger RNA of Lithohypha guttulata, 1398 nucleotides long. RefSeq names its product Serine O-succinyltransferase (gene cys2). Gene Ontology annotation, cellular component: mitochondrion. Gene Ontology annotation, biological process: L-homoserine metabolic process. The coding region runs from base 1 to 1398 and encodes 465 amino acids. Gene Ontology annotation, molecular function: homoserine O-acetyltransferase activity; L-serine O-acetyltransferase activity. The record is from RefSeq and is a predicted model, not a curated record. The transcript is spliced from 2 exons. Lineage: Eukaryota; Fungi; Ascomycota; Eurotiomycetes; Chaetothyriales; Trichomeriaceae.